This is a messenger RNA of Lingula anatina, 2065 nucleotides long. Its product is annotated as E3 ubiquitin-protein ligase TRIM56. Gene Ontology annotation, molecular function: zinc ion binding. The record is from RefSeq and is a predicted model, not a curated record. Lineage: Eukaryota; Metazoa; Brachiopoda; Lingulata; Lingulida; Lingulidae.
CCCCCAAAAUGGCGACAGCUGCACCCAAAUCGGAAUCAGAAGAUGAAAAAUCCCUGAGAACUGUGAUAACUGAGAACUUUGUGAGUUGCCCUAUAUGUCUUGUGGAGUACACGGACCCGACAGAUUUGCCAUGUAAACAUACAUUUUGUAAAGGGUGUCUGUCGACUUUAAUAUCUCAUUUAAAACCAGGAAGUAAGUUUCCAUGUCCGGUUUGUCAGCGAGAAAUAGAAGUGCCUAAGAAUGGACUUGGGGGCUUUACUCAUAAUUUCUUUGUUGAAAGCUUGCAGGACAGUGUUCUGGACAGUGUUCUUAAGGCAUCCAAAAAGACAAAGUGCAGCUUUUGUGCCUUGGCGUCUGAAUCUGAAACUGUUGCCACUGCUAAAUGCAUCACCUGCAAUGACUACCUGUGUGAAAAGUGCUCUAAGUUACACUGCAGUACCAGGUUCACCAAAGACCACAAGGUCCUCACUUUUCAACAGAUACAAAGUGAGGAGUACCAAACGGUAAUCCAAGAACAACGGAUUAUUUUCUGUCCCGAACACAAAGACGAACCUCUACGGUACUACUGCGUGAAAUGUGAGAAACCCGUCUGUCGUGAUUGCAAGAUCUUAGGUCACGAUCGUCACAAGGUGACGACUUUGUCAACAGCUUCUGAAGAUGUCAGCGGUGAACUACAGUCAUUAUUAGAACUUUUUGAGACACAAGACGAAACUAUACAAGAGAAAAUCGGGAUACUGGAGGAAAUGAGGAUAUCGUUCCAGGAAAAUAAGGAACACAUUUGCGUCGAGGUUUCACAAAGAGCAGAUCAUAUUUGUCAGAUAGUACGUUUAAAAGAAAAAGACAUUCUACAGGACUUAGAGCAGUCGUUUUCUGUUCAGAUGAAAAACUGGAGUACAGCCCACGAUCAUUUCAGCGGCAUAUCUUCCACCUUGAAGAGUUGUGUAAAUGUUAUAAGAAACACCCUGAAACGAGGUGUCCCAGUAGAGAUCCUCAUGUUACCGGACCGGUUAGAGAAGCCGUCUGGACUAGGUUUAAAGGACAAACUAACCGAAGACGAACUAUACAAAGAAUUAAAACUCACAUUUGAGACCAACCAGGAUGUGGACCAAGAGAUAUCGAGUGGAGCUGGCCUUGGACAAAUCCAUGAAGAAUGGAGAGAGACUAGCCUAUUCGAGGAAGACACCUCCGAGUCCACUAGUGAAGAUGAAGAACAGGCUUCAAACUCAACAUCACCGGCGACCACUAGUGAAGAUGAAGAACAGGCUUCAAACUUAACAUCACCGGCGACCACUAGUGAAGACGAAGAACAGGCUUCAAAUUCACCAUAAUCAGUGCCUUCUCCACAAGAUGAACCAACAUUAGUAAACUACAUAAUUGUGGUGUUUGACAUUUAAGGUAGUCCAACUGGAGACUGUAUCACAUGGGCUAUAUGAACCACGGGCAUGCACCAUCAACCAGGAAGGAGAUCUUGUUGUAAGAAGAAACUACGGAAAUUGAAAGUCUAUCGUUAUUUGGAAACUUAGAUUUAACUUGACUUAACUAAUAAUACCAAUAAUGAUAUAUUAACAUAUAAAAAUCCAUGGACAUUAUGAACUGUUUGAAAUGUGCCACAAUUCAUUUUCAAAUAGAACAUUAUUAGUUUCUUCAUAGAAAUUUGUAUUCAUAGCACUCGAAUAUAACUGUCAAACAGUACGGUUUUAUGGAUUUAUUCACAAUUCUGAGAACCUAUGCUUGCUUUUUUGAUUUCAUAUUUUGUCAUAGGUUUACAAUGUCUGUCUUUAACCUUUAUAUGUUUGUCGAUAUGAAUGAAAAUGAUUAAGUUUUAGAAUAACAAAGAUUAAGUUAUUUACAGUCAACCAUGUUAAAAAACUGCUCCGUAAAAAAAGUGAAUUUGAAUGGUGGCUUUUAAUUUCAGAUCUUUCCCAAAUAAUAUCAAUGUUUUGAAAAUAAUACCCUUGAUAUUGGAAUUUAUGCAAAAAGUGAGCCACCCGAAUUUAUUUUUCGUGUUGUUGUUUUGUAAGACAAACUCUUUUUAAAUUAAAAAUAAAUCAUGUAUCGUUCAGUA